This is a messenger RNA of Hemiscyllium ocellatum (epaulette shark), 1814 nucleotides long. It is a transcript of the gene sra1, whose product is annotated as steroid receptor RNA activator 1. Bases 49 to 684 code for a protein of 211 amino acids. Gene Ontology annotation, biological process: regulation of transcription by RNA polymerase II. Gene Ontology annotation, cellular component: nucleus. The transcript is spliced from 5 exons. NCBI's taxonomy places the organism in Eukaryota, Metazoa, Chordata, Chondrichthyes, Orectolobiformes, Hemiscylliidae. The record is from RefSeq and is a predicted model, not a curated record.
GCCUGCCGCCGGCCAAGUGGAGGCGGCGCAGCGGGUGACGGCGGCGAGAUGUCGGAUCUGUUCGUGAAACCCGGAAAUCAGGAGCGAGGCUGGAAUGAUCCUCCCCAGUUUUCGUAUGGUUUGCAGACACAAGCACAGAUAGGUCCAAGGAAGCAUUUUCUCACUAAGCGAGUAUCAGCACCACAGCUAGAUAAACCAAAAGAUUAUAGACCAACAGGAAUUCCUUCUGCAAUUAUACCACCAUCUCCUUCUGUAACGUGUGAGAAGAAGCCACUGCCACCACCUCCGAAGCAUUCCAGUUUAUCUGAUAAUUGUAAGCCAGUGCAAAAUGCUACAGUUAUGUCUGAUUUUGAGGUAAAUUUGGAAGAUGUUUUAAGUCCAUUAAAUAAGACACUGGAGACUUGUAGGAAACAUGUAAAGAAACAAGUUUGUGAUGAUAUUGGCAGAAGGUUAUUAAUACUUCGGGACAUGUGGCAAUCGGGAAAACUUUCUGUACCAGUGCAGAAUAGGAUGCACCAACUCACGCAAGAAAUGGAGCACUGCAAUUGGGAUUCUGCUGAUGAAAUCCACAGAUCUUUGAUGGUUGACCAUGUGAAUGAAGUUGGACAGUGGAUGGUUGGAGUGAAACGCCUCAUUGCUGAAACCAAAAAUCUACCAUCUGACCUUACUGACUGUGCAAAUUAAAAUGGCGCUAUGCUCACGAUGAUCCAGUGAGAAUACUGUUCAGUGAAAAUGCGGCAAUGGAUCAAAAUUAGAAAAUAUUGACAGAAGGAAUAACAAUAACACUUGUGAAUGAUUCCUGUAUUCAGCGGGAAAGAAAACAUGUAUUCAGGCUGUACUGUUCAAGAGUUUACAAAAGCACUUUAGCCUUAAAGAAAUAGACUGAGCAUCUCAAUGACUUGGUCAUUCUUAAGCUGCCAGUAAGCUGCUGCAAUUGUCAAACCCUUUCUGUAUGCUCUGAUUGGAAGGCAAGUGUCAGAUGUUGACUAUAUAAGAUUCCUCUGCCACAGGGAUUAAAAUGAAGCCUCAUUGCUACAAGCAAGUAGGGCUUUUCUGGAGAGGAGUUUUAUCUUUUACUUGGCUUAUCUUACUGACAUCUGUAGAAACAAGCUUUCCAUUUAAUUUUACUCCAAGUAAUUAAGAAUUGUGGCUUUCCUGCUGCAUUUUAUAUUUUUAAAACUAUUAUUAAAGAUUCAAGGUGAAGAGUCAUGUGGAAAACUUUGGGUUGCUGAGUGUGUGUAAAGUUGUUCUUUAUAGAAAAAAAGACCUGUUUCUUUCAUUCACAUACAUCUAUGUACAUCAUUUCCCUUAUUUGGAAGGUGUUAAUGAGGUUAGCUGCAUGUGUGGCCUAACCAGAGCUGCAUUAAGGUGAAGGAUGUUUUCCUUCCCUUGUUUCCUAAUCAAACUUAGACUUGGAAGUACUGUCUGGAAAAGAUAGGAGCAAUAUAUAGCCCUCCUUUUUCUGGAAAAUCUGCCCUGGUAUUGUGUUGUAAUUAAUUAUUAUGGUAAAAUUGUUUUUUGACCUUUCAAUUGUUUUUGUAAUUACUCAGUUUAUGAAGUUACUUUUAAUAUAAGAUGCUGAUACUUUCAUAGCCAAUUUCCUAUCAUUCCUGGUGUUGGUGCAGAAGGAGAACCCCUUUCCUUGCUGUCCAUACCUGAUCAAGAAUAAUGUUAAUACCUUUUCAAGUCUUCUGAAUUGCCUUUUCAAUUAAGAAAAGAAUGCUGGUUGGUAUUUUCUUAUGCUUCCUAUGGAAGGGAGGCUUUGCAGAAUGCAAUCAGAAUCCUCAUCACAAAUAAAGUUUUUGUUUAUAUCA